AUGGAGGGCGCUAUACAUGGUUGUAGGGUGGCAAGAGGUGCACCCCCGGUAUCACAUCUUUUUUUCGUGGAUGACAGUCUCUUAUUCUUCAAAGCUAAUAUCCAGGAGGCCGGUAUAGUCAAGCAGUGCCUGCUAAGGUAUGAAAAGUUGUCUGGCCAAAAGGUGGAGAUAAGGGGGGAGGUGGCGGCGUGUCUAGAGGUGGAACAGGCAGCUAAUUUUGGAAAAUAUCUUGGCCUACCAUAUUUUGUAGGCAGAAAUAAAAGGGCUGCUUUUUCCUAUGUGGGGGACAAGAUCAGGCAAAGAAUUGGUUCAUGGAAUAAAAAGUUGCUCUCCCAGGCUGGUAUUGGUGGGGAACUGGAUCAGAAAGGGGAAUACAUUGGAAGGCUUGGGAUACGCUAUGCAUCCCUAAAAAGUAUGGUGGCUUGGGCUUGGCGUUUCCUUACAAAUCCCAGUACCUUAGCAACAAAGAUAUAUAAGGCUCGUAAUUAUCCUAAUACUUCCUUUAUUGAUGCCACUAUAGGAAACUGCCCGAGUUUCUGUUGGAGUAGUAUAAUGGCUGCACAUGGAAUGGAACUGCGAAAUGCCCAUGCCGCUGGUUUAAUUGACCAGCAAACCAAUACUUGGGACCCCCAUAUUUUAUUUGAUUUAUUUAUUCCUGAGGAUGUGGCUCGUAUUUCUAUGAUUCCUGUUAGCCCGGAUUAUGAGGACAUGUGGUUUUGGAAAGGCGAGUCAAAUGGGGUAUAUACGGUCAAAAAUGCUUAUAGGCAAAUUAAAGGAGACUUUGAGCAUAACCCAUGUGCUUUUGAUAAAUGGGUUACUCUGUGUAAACUGAAAGUGCCACCCAAAUGGAAAACCUUUUUGUGGAGAGCCAUUUGUGAUAUUAUUCCCACUACGGAUAAUUUAAUAGUCAAACGGGUGGAGGUUGAUCUGGCAUGCCCAAUGUUUGGAAUAACGCAUGAGAGUGCCAUGCAUGCAUUAAUUUUAUGUGAUUAUUCAAAAAUAAUAUGGAAUAUUUCGGGAUUGCAUGUUACUAAUGUAGUCACACAUUCUUUAUCGGCAUGGCUUAUGGGAAUUUUAAAUAUCUUGACAGAGGAGCAAUGUGGUUUGGCCAUAGCAGUGCUAUACAACAUUUGGAAUGCCCGCAAUACAGCGGUAUGGGAACACGACCUCCCACGACCUCACCAAGUAUGGCGACAUGCGGCGGCAGCAAUGCAUGUUUACCGGCAGACGCACCGUCCGUCACCCCGGGCGCCGGUUUUUGUGGCUGCUACAACAGAUGGGUGCGAGACGCCGAGGUGCUAUGCCGAUGCCGGCUACAGACCUGCCACCGGAGAAGCUACGUAUGGGGCGGUACUCCUCUCUCAUCAGGGCACCUUCGUGGCUGUGACAAGUGGAAAGCUAUCGGGUGCUUUCUCGGCCGUUAUGGCGGAGGCACUUGCUUGCAAAGAGGCGCUGUCUUGGCUUAAGGAUCGGGAUAUCAGGAUGAUGGAUCUUUUAACAGACUGCUCAGAGCUGCGGAAUGAAUUAUACUCAAGCCCAACGGCUAAUUUGUCCUAUAUUGGGAUCAUUGUGGACAAAUAUAGGACAACCAUAUCAUUAUUUACACGUUGUUCUUUAAGUUAUGUUUCUAGAACACUUAAUUUUCAUGCUCAUACUUUAGCUUCGUUAGAUUUCGAUCAGGAACAACCUAUGUACUGGGACUCUGUCCCUCCUGACUCUAUUGCUCAGUUUAUCCAUUAA
Molecule: messenger RNA, 1740 nt
Organism: Ipomoea nil (Japanese morning glory)
Lineage: Eukaryota; Viridiplantae; Streptophyta; Magnoliopsida; Solanales; Convolvulaceae
Exons: 5
Coding region: 1-1740 (579 amino acids)
Molecular function (GO): RNA-DNA hybrid ribonuclease activity; nucleic acid binding
Source: RefSeq, a predicted model, not a curated record